Molecule: messenger RNA, 2659 nt
Organism: Leptopilina boulardi
Lineage: Eukaryota; Metazoa; Arthropoda; Insecta; Hymenoptera; Figitidae
Product: U3 small nucleolar RNA-associated protein 25 homolog
Exons: 3
Coding region: 174-2507 (777 amino acids)
Biological process (GO): maturation of SSU-rRNA from tricistronic rRNA transcript (SSU-rRNA, 5.8S rRNA, LSU-rRNA)
Cellular component (GO): nucleolus; small-subunit processome
Molecular function (GO): U3 snoRNA binding; rRNA binding
Source: RefSeq, a predicted model, not a curated record
ACCUUUGAAUUUCUACAACCUUGCUUCAUAGCUGACACAUUUUCCACACGUGUUUGAUGAAUGAAAACAUGAAAUAAAAUAUUUCUUAAAAUUGUCUAUAAAUUUAAUAGAAAACAACAUUGGUUAUUGAAAAAUUUUACAUAAAACUAAUUAAGUUAAAAAAAAAAACUACAAUGGUACGCAACAAAAAUAAUUCACGAUCAAAAAAACGAAAAUUAGAACACCGUCGGAAACCACCGCAAAAAAAGCAAAAAUACGAUAUAACUAAUAAGCCGAUUUAUAUGAAGGAACGCGAAGCAAGAGCCAAGGAAAAUACAUUACCAAAAAGAUACGAAGCACCUCUUAUUCAAAAAACAGAAAAUUGGACAAAUAUUCGUAAUGAAAAUUCUGAAAGUGAAAAAGAAGAUGAAGAAGAAGAUUCCCUAAAGGCAUUGUUAAAUACGUUUAGUAAUAAAAAACCGACAAAAGUAGCCGUUCUUUCGGAUUCAGAAAGCGAUGAUAAUAUUGACGAACAAGCGGCAGAAGAUGAUGAUGAUUUGGAAAAUGAAGAAAAUUUGGAAGAUUCAGUUGGAGACGAAGAAGUAGAAGAUGAGAAGGAAGAAGAGGAAGAAGAAGAAAAUUUAGAGGAAGAAUCACUCAAUGACGACGACGAAGAAAUAGUUCUAAAUCAAGAAGAAGACGAUGAUUACGAUCCAAAAACCGAAUCAUCAGAUCCAUUUUCCCUUCAUUUUCAAAAUGACAUAAGUGACGAUCUCUAUAAUUCUUUAUCCACAGCUCAAAAUUAUAAAACCCACAAUUUAACAUGGUCAAAAUUAGGAAAAAUUCUCUGUCAAAUUCCCAUUAGUCAAACAGCAAUAAAGGAAUUAUCAUCAAAUAAUAAGCAAAAAUCCCUAAUAGCUCUUGAGGAAAAAAAUGAAUUUGCAAAACCCACAAAACCUCCACGUCUAAUUACAAAUAUUGAUUGGAAAAAUCUCUACGUUAAAUCUCAAAUUAAUGUUAAUAUCAGUAAAGUAAAUUACAAUAAUAUCAAGGACAAUGUGGAAACAACAAAAAGUCCUCUAACACAAUUACAAAAAGAACUCUUCUCUUUAAUUAAUAAUUAUCAAGAUUUACUAUUUACCGAGAGAACAUUUACAAAUGCAGAGGAAAUUCGUCUCAUUUAUUGUCUUCAUACAAUGAAUCAUAUUCUUAAAACAAGAAUGAAAAUACUUCGACAUAAUUUAAAAUUAACAAAAAAUCAUUCCACCGAUGUACCAAAUGAAUUUCGUGAUCAAGGACUUGUUAGACCAAAAGUAUUGAUUCUUGUUCCAUUUCGUGAUUCAUGUUUAAAAAUAGUUAAAUUGCUAAUUGGUUUAUUAAUUGACGAGGGUAAAGGUGGAUCGGUAAUGAAUAAAAAGAGAUUUUUUGAUGAAUUCAGUGGUGGUGAAAUUUUAAUGCCUAAAAAAAAUCCAAAACCUGAAGAUUAUGAAAUGACAUUUCAGGGUAAUAGUGAUGAUAGUUUUAGAAUUGGAAUACAAGUAACGAAAAAAGUAUUAAAAUUGUAUUCAAAUUUUUAUACAUCCGAUAUUAUUAUUGCAUCCCCAUUGGGUUUAAGAACAUUAAUUGGCGCUGAGGGUGAAUUAAAUAGAGAUUAUGAUUUUUUGGCAUCAAUUGAAAUUUUAAUAUUAGAUCAAACGGAAAUUUUUCUCAUGCAAAAUUGGGAUCAUUUUAUUCAUCUUAUGGAACAUAUGCAUUUACAACCAAAAACAUCGAGGGGAACUGAUUUCUCGAGAAUUAGAAGUUGGGCUGUUAAUGGAUGGACCAAAUAUUACAGGCAAACGCUGAUUUUUUCAUCCAUGGAGUUACCAGAAAUUUAUGGAAUCUUUAGCAAACGUUGUCACAAUUUUGCCGGUAGAAAUAAAAUUUCAAAUCCCAUUAUUCCAGGUUCUGCAUCACAAGUAAUUGUUAAAGUACCACAGGUCUAUCAUCGUUUUGAGGCAAGCAGUUAUUCACAAGCAAUUGACGCUAGAUUUAAAUUUUUUACAACAAAAAUUCUUCCACAAUAUACGGAUUCAAUGAUGGGUCAUACACUUAUAUUUGUGCCAUCUUAUUUUGAUUUUGUUACACUUAGAAAUUAUAUGAAAAAUGAACAAUUAAAUUUUGUGCAAAUUUGUGAAUAUUCAAAAGAGGCAAAAAUUGCUAAAGCACGUGAUAUAUUUUUUCACAGUGAAUCACAAUUUCUUUUAUAUUCAGAGAGAUUUCAUUUUUUUCGACGUAUUAGAGUAAAAGGAAUUCGUCAUAUUUUAUUUUAUGGACCACCAGUUUUAUCACAUUUUUAUAGUGAAAUGAUUAAUUUAAUGCAAGAGAGUAAUCAAAAUUCAAAAGGUGGUUCCGAAAGUAAUAUGUCCGUUACUGUUGUUUAUUGUAAGUAUGACAUUAUGCAAUUAUCGUCAAUUAUUGGCACUGAGAGAGCAUCGAAAAUGCUUACUUCGGAGAAAAAUGUUCAUAUGAUUAUUACAGACAAGUAACGAAAUUUAUAGUGUGAUAUAAUUUACCAGAUCGGUAUGUAAAAUUUCUUUUGUAAAAUAUUUAUAAAUUUUAAAUAAAAAAAUUUUACUACAAUUUUUUUAACAGUUGUAAAAAUGUGUUGAUAAAUAAAAAUAGCUGCAUUACAAAAAAA